This is a messenger RNA of Scleropages formosus (Asian bonytongue), 1993 nucleotides long. It is a transcript of the gene pxmp2, whose product is annotated as peroxisomal membrane protein 2. The transcript has 5 exons. Gene Ontology annotation, cellular component: peroxisomal membrane; cytoplasm. The record is from RefSeq and is a predicted model, not a curated record. NCBI's taxonomy places the organism in Eukaryota, Metazoa, Chordata, Actinopteri, Osteoglossiformes, Osteoglossidae. Bases 321 to 908 code for a protein of 195 amino acids.
UGAGGAAUUCAGGAAUUUAUUUGGUUCAAAGUCAGUUUCAUGCUUAUAGAUUAAACUAAUUUCUAUGUUAGAAUUUGAUAAAAAAAAGAUCUCUGCAAAAGUUUACACAAUCAGCAUUUGAAAGUACAUUUUCAAAUUCGACGUUGAACAUUUUUUAGGAACUUCACUUUGAGGUGGUACUGUAUGUCUGUAAAACGUAGAGAGGGCGGGGUUUUCAGACUCCUUGCGGCGUGCGCGGCACAAGGACAAAACCCCUCGUUAUCAGGAUUCUUGACAGUUUCGUGUCGGUGUGCUUUUGGGAAAUAUAAUUCCGUUCGAUAAUGCCUGUGCAAAGCGUUGUUAUCCGAGACCCAGCCUUCCAUUCGCGGCUAUUGUUGCAGCAGUACUUGUAUUUAUUAAAGAGAUACCCUAUUCUAACCAAAUCUUUCACUAGUGGAAUUCUGUCAGCCUUGGGAAACUUGCUCUCUCAAGUGUUAGAAAAGAGAGCAAAGGCUAAACGCGGCUGCCAAGCAAAGGACAUUGACACUUUCGGGAUUGCUCGCUUUGCAGUUUAUGGAGUUUGUGUUACAGGUCCUAUAAGCCAUUACUUCUAUCAACUGCUGGAGCUGCUGGUGCCAUCAAGUGCUCCAUGCUGCAUGGUAAAACGGUUACUUUUGGAUCGUUUGGUCUUUGCCCCAGCCUUCCUCCUACUCUUUUUUGUUGUCAUGAACAUUUUGGAGGGAAACAAGUGGCCAGCUUUACAAGCUAAACUGAGAGUCAGUUACUGGCCAGCCCUGAUCAUGAACUGGAAAGUAUGGACUCCGUUCCAGUUUAUCAAUAUCAACUUUGUCCCUGUGCAGUUUCGGGUGCUUUUUGCUAACCUGGUGGCACUGUUCUGGUAUGCUUACCUUGCCUCUGUGAGGAAGUAAACCCUCCUGAAGGAUCCUGAAACGGACCAUCUCUGGUGACCACUGGAAGCCAUAUUAAGAAUGUGUCCUUAACACCAAGUUUGUCAUUAACAAAGCUUGUCAGUACUAAGUAAAUAUUGAAGUAACAGAACCUGUUUGUCAGGUAGUGUGAUUCUGCUCUGCUUUGGAUGAUAAAAUUUCUCAUCCUUUCAAAGUGCAACUUGUAUUGGAUUUGUGAAAAAGAAACAACUUGGGAAUUUAAGGUGUUGUAAAGUUGUAACACAUCAAAAUGGAAGUUGUAUGGUAUAUUGCUGAAUGUAUUUAUGUUAAAUUGAGACAAAAUGUUUUUUAAUUCAAGGAUUUAGCAGGAUUUUAGGUAUUCCAUGCAAGUGGAGUAUCAUGUACUGAACUGAAAUCGCUAACCAUAACAAAAGUCUGCAUUUCUUUUGAUUUUAUAAAUCAGUGCAAUAUUGUUAUAUGUGCAUUGUAUGUUUUCAGAUACACAGUUAGUCUUUAAUUCACCUGUUGGUGUGUUGUUUCUUUACACUUUUCAUUUUGAUAAUGUAUUUUUCAUUUCACCUGUCAGUUCUGAAAUAUGUACACAAGCAUGUUUAGGAAGCCUGAACAUCACUCCUAUCCGUAUUUAGUACACUUCUGUAGUAAGCAUGAUAGUUUAGAUCUUCAUUACAGUAGUAAUUUUUUUGCUAAGGUCAAAACUGUGUACUUGUACCCAUGUUAGUAAGACCUGCCAUUCACAAUCCCUAUCCUCUACCUGAUUAGUUUGAUAUACCUAGAAAAAAACUAAAAUAAAAAUUCCAUCAUGUGUGCCCCAUUAGUUUUUGUUCUGUAUCUGUUCAAUAAUAGCUAUUUGUGACAUAGUAAGCUGUCCCAAUAUCACCACUUACAUAUACCUCUAGGAACACAGAACCAUUCUCACAAUAAUGGCAACAAGAUCUCAACAUUGUGGCUGUGGGUGUGCACACAAACAGCAUCAGGCCAUGUUGCUAAUGUUAACAGAUUUAAUUUUUCAGUAGUUAGGUAAAAAGUUUAACUGCUGGUUCAAUACCCAUGUACGUUUCUAAUACACCGGUUCAGUUGAUUCGACA